Molecule: messenger RNA, 999 nt
Organism: Dacryopinax primogenitus
Lineage: Eukaryota; Fungi; Basidiomycota; Dacrymycetes; Dacrymycetales; Dacrymycetaceae
Product: Aldo/keto reductase
Exons: 6
Coding region: 1-999 (332 amino acids)
Cellular component (GO): cytoplasm
Source: RefSeq, a predicted model, not a curated record
AUGUCUCUUCCCACACGCAAGAUUGGCACGACUUCCGUUCCUAUUCCCGGAUAUGGGCUAAUGGGAUUCUCCGCACUCUAUGGCACCACUGCCUCUGAGGAAGAGUUCUUGCCCGUGUUCAAGGCAGCAUAUGAUGCUGGGUGCAGGAUGUGGGAUACGGCGGAUGUAUACGGAAGGAAGGGGCUGCAUGAGAAUGAACGCCUGCUCGCAAAGGCUAUGAAGGAGCUCAACAUCCCAAGGAACGACAUCUUCCUCUGCACCAAAUUUGGCGCUUUGGCAGGAUUCGUUGGUGUCCGUGGUGACCCUGAGUACGUCCACUCCGCAUGCGCUGCUUCCCUCGAAGCCCUCGGAACAGACCACAUCGACCUCUACUACCAGCACCGCGUGGAUCCCAAAACGCCUAUCGAGGACACAGUGCGAGCGAUGAAAGAGCUCCAAGAUCAGGGAAAGAUCAAGUACAUCGGUCUGUCCGAGUGCAGUGCCGACACGCUCAGGAGGGCGAGCAAGGUCGCCAAGAUCGACGCGGUGCAGAUCGAGUACUCGCUUUUCUCGACCGAUGUGGAGACGAAUGGGAUCCUGGACGCGUGUAAGGAGUUGGGCGUCACGUUUGUCGCAUACUCCCCUCUGGGGAGAGGGUUCUUGGCCGGGCGGUUCAAGAGCAGGGGUGACCUCUCUGCUGGAGACUGGAGGCUUACGGUUCCCCGGUUCAGCGAGGAGAACUUCCCCACGAACCUCGAUCUCGUGAACAAAGUCUCCUCCAUCGCUCACGCUAAAGGCUGCACUCCCGCUCAGCUUGCGCUUGCCUGGCUCCUCGCUCAAGGACCUAACGUGUUUGUCAUCCCCGGUACGACGAGGAAGGAGGCGUUGUUGGAUAACAUUGGUUGCGCGAAGGUGCACCUGACUGACGGAGAACUCGCUGAGAUCCGCAAGAUUCUGGACCAGUUCCCCGUCGCCGGUACGCGGUAUAACGCAUCCGUGAUGCAUACAGUAAACAUGUAA